Messenger RNA from Endocarpon pusillum Z07020, 1806 nucleotides. RefSeq lists its product as uncharacterized. The transcript has 4 exons. NCBI's taxonomy places the organism in Eukaryota, Fungi, Ascomycota, Eurotiomycetes, Verrucariales, Verrucariaceae. Bases 1 to 1806 code for a protein of 601 amino acids. The record is from RefSeq and is a predicted model, not a curated record.
AUGAAGCUUCUACUCCUCUUGUCCUUUCUCACGGCGGCUUCCUGCGUCUCCAUCUUUGAAAUCACCGGGGAUCGCUUUAUCUCGCCGCUUCGAGGCCAGCGCGUCUCCAAUGUGACUGGGAUUGUCACGGCCAAGGGCCCUGACGGGUUCUGGCUGCGUUCUGUCACACCUGAUCGCGACGCCAGUACUUCCGAGUCCAUUUACGUCUUUGGUAGGACCGCCGCAACCCCCCGCACUGUUGGAGAACAAAUCGUUCUCAGUACCGCUACUGUGACCGAAUUCCGCACGUCGGCCGACUAUUUGUAUUUGACCGAGCUCACCAACCCCGGCAAUGUCACGGUUAUCUCGUCCGGGAAUGAUGUCUCGCCCAUUGUGAUUGGCGCUAGGGGACUGAACCCUCCCACAGAGCAGUACUCUUCGCUGGACAACGGCGAUGUGUUCGGUCUGCCCAAUAAUGUCAGUCAGAUCUCCGUGGUCAACCCUGUCCUAGAGCCCCAGCGCUAUGGACUGGAUUUCUGGGAAAGCUUGACCGGCGAAUUGGUCUCCGUGCCAGGGGCUCGAGCAGUUGCGAGGCCAAAUCGCUUUGGAGAUACAUGGGUUGUCGGAGACUGGAGGACGACGGGGGAGAACGAAAGAGGUGGUUUGACCAUGACGGAUCAAGAUGCAAACCCGGAAGCUAUCCUCAUUGGCACGCCUCUUGACGGCUCCAGGAACCCCAGUACUACAGUACUGGGCGACAGCUUCGAAGAUAUCACCGGCAUUGUCACCCAAGCCUUCGGGUUCUACCGCAUUCUACCAUUGACGAGCUUAGUGGUCAUAUCCUCCCCCCAGCCUGCUCUGCCCCCUCCGACAGAACUUACCUAUUCGGGCAACUGUGGAGGGCUGACCAUAGGAUCCUACAAUGUCGAAAACCUCUCUCCAACCUCACCCAAUCUGAACCAGAUUGCUUCCGACAUUGUCAACUACCUAAGAAGCCCGCCAUUGAUUUUUAUUCAAGAAAUUCAAGACGACAAUGGCCCAACGAAUGAUGCUAUUGUCUCAGCCAACCUUACCCUAUCCACGCUGUCCCGCGCUAUUACCGCUAUCAAUCCUUCCGCCUCCUAUGCAUUCACCAACAUUGACCCCACUGACGAUACCAAUGGUGGUCAGCCCGGCGGCAACAUUCGAACAGCUUACCUGUUUGACCCGCGGGUUCUGCGUCUUCGCUCCGCCAAUCCCGGUACAGCCACGUCUGCCAAUGAGGUCUUGCCAGGCCCCACACUAAGGUUUAAUCCUGGCUUGAUCGACCCGCUGAACCCUGCCUGGGUUGAUAGCCGGAAGCCGCUUGUUGCCGAGUGGGAGAUCUUGAAUAGCACGGGAAGUUUCUUCACCGUCAAUGUGCAUUUUGCGAGCAAGGGCGGCAGCUCAUCGCUUCAUGGUGACGCCAGGCCGCCUGUCAACGGCGGUGUGGAUAUCAGAUUGGCACAGGCGAAUAUUACUGCUAAUUUCAUCGCCUCCAUCCUUGCGCAGAACUCAAACGCGCCGGUAAUCGCAUCUGGGGACUUCAACGAAUUCGCCUUUGUUGCUCCCUUGGAGUCCUUCGUGGAGAUCUCUGGCCUGCGCGAUGCGGAUGUCUUGGCUGGCUUGAGCCCCGAGGAGCGCUACACAUACCUCUUCGACAUGAAUACCCAGCAACUGGAUCACACGUACGUGAGUCGUGGAGUUAGGAACGUGGAGCUUGAGCACGUGCAUAUCAACACCUGGGGAGCGAACGGGGCAAGUGAUCAUGAUCCCACGGUGCUGAAGGUUGGAGUGUGUGCAAGGUAG